AGCCAAGCUAAGCUCCCGGAGUUUGUUGGAAUUCUCCAGGCCGAAUGGGUGAAGCCACAUAUAACGCAAAAGGAUACAGGAGGAAAGGAAAACUAUAGUGAUAAAGUUACGGAUCUGAACAUAACCAUUGUCACAUGGAUCGACAAUUACCACCAAGGCUUCAUCGACUACAUGCUCCUCGAAAUAUUCCGAGAGGACUUUGUUGAGUGGGAUCCUGAUAGAUUCGCUAUGGUCUUCCCACCAAUUCUAAGAAGAUUCAAGACAUUCCUCAUGUCAAGAGGAAUAUAA
Messenger RNA from Blumeria graminis f. sp. triticale, 288 nucleotides. NCBI's taxonomy places the organism in Eukaryota, Fungi, Ascomycota, Leotiomycetes, Helotiales, Erysiphaceae. The record is from the annotation of a GenBank genome assembly.